GUGCAUGAUAUGGGGGUACAGAAUAAGGAAGGUAUUUGCCGCCGGAGGAGGAGGAGGAGGAGGAGGAUGGGUUCAUGUGUGUAUGAUGUGGUCGGAGAUGUGCUUCGGAGUGUUCUGGAUUCUCACUCAAUCUCUUCGUUGGACUAUUCUCCAUCACUCCCCCUUCAAACACAUCCUCUCCCGCAGAUAUGGUGAAGAGGAGCUACCAGGAGUUGACAUAUUUGUGUGCACGGCAGAUCCAAAGUUGGAGCCACCAAGCAUGGUGAUGAACACAUUGUUAUCAGCAAUGUCUUACAAUUAUCCUGCAAAUAAGCUCAGUGUUUAUCUCUCUGAUGAUGGAGGUUCUGAGCUCACUUUCUAUGCUCUUCUCAGAGCUUCUCUUUUCUCCAAGCAUUGGAUUCCUUUCUGCAGAAGAUUCAACAUUCAACCCAGAUCUCCUGAGGCUUACUUUUCCCAGAAUUCUGGGGCCAGCCAUCAAAAUCAUCCAAAAUUCUCAUCCAUCAAGAAAUUAUACGAAGAUAUGAAAAGUGAGAUAGACACAGUUGUAGAAAAAGGAAAGGUUCCGGAUGCAGUGAGGAGCCAACACAGAGGAUUCUCAGAAUGGAAUGCCAAAGCCACAAAGCAGAACCAUCAUCCCAUCGUGCAGAUUAUAAUUGACGGAAGGGACACAAAUGCUGUAGAUGAUGACGGAUUUCCAUUGCCAACCCUAGUAUACGUGGCACGGGAGAAGCGACCGAAUGUCCCUCACCACUUCAAAGCAGGAGCUAUGAAUGCACUCGUAACUAAUAAUUUAUACGAAGCAAUAAGAGUGUCAUCAGAGAUAAGCAAUGGAGCUAUAAUUCUCAACUUGGACUGCGACAUGUAUCCAAGUAGUGCAGAUACGAUCCAAGAAGCACUGUGUUUCUUCAUGGAUGAAACAAGAGGCCACCAGAUAGCUUAUGUGCAAUUUCCCCAAAGCUUCAACAAUCUCACUAAGAAUGACUUCCUCUCAAAUUCUUUUGCUGUGGCCGCUCAGAUUGAGCUUGCUGGCUUAUGUGGACAUGGAGGAACCCUAUACUGUGGAACUGGGUGUUUCCAUAGAAGAGAGAGUCUCUCAGGAACACAUUUCAAAGAUUAUCGCAAAGCAAAAUGGGACACCAAACCUAAGACAGAAGAUAAAAGAACAGCUGAUGAACUGAUUGAAGCAUCAAAAGCUCUUGCCAGUUGUGCAUAUGAGAAGGGCACACAGUGGGGCAGAGAGAUGGGAUUGAUAUAUGGGAUUCCUGCGGAAGACGUAGUCACAGGGCUUGUGAUCUCAAGCAGAGGUUGGAAAUCGAUUUACUAUAACCCAGAAAGAAAGGCUUUCAUGGGACUAGCUCCGACAACCCUUGACGUGCUUCUUGUUCAGCACAGGAGGUGGGGACAUGGCUUGUCUCAGGUCUUCUUCUCCAAGUACUGUCCUUUCAUUUAUGGGCACGGGAAGAUCAGCUUGGGUUUUCAAAUGGGAUACAGUACGUACCUGCUUUGGGCUCCACUCUCUCUUCCAACUCUUUGCUAUCUCAUUCUCCUUCCCAUUUCCACAUUUCAUGGCAUUCCUCUGUUCCCACAGCUUACAAGCCUGUGGAUCCUUCCAUUCUUGUAUGCAUUUCUGGCAAAUAAUGCGUACAGCUUCUUGGAGGCUCUGAGCAGCGGCUGCACAGCCAAGGCAUGGUGGAACCUGCAACGUAUGACUCUGUUUCGAAAGACCACGGCGUACCUGUUUGGCUUCAUGGACACCAUCUCCAACAACCUCAAUCUCUCCCAAAUGAAGUUCGAUGUCACGGACAAGGCUGUCUCCAAAGAGACCCUCGACUGCUACGAGCGAGAGGUCUUGUAUUUUGGAAGCUCCUCCGUCAUGUUCACCAUCAUGGCCACACUCGCUCUGCUCAAUCUCUUUGGUGCAGUUUGGGGCUUCAAGAGGCUUCUCGAGGGAUCAUGGAGCCAUUUGGGGUUGCAGAUUGUGCUGUGCGUUUUGAUUGUGGUUCUGAAUAAACCUGUUUAUGAGGCUCUUUUUAUACGCACUGAUAGAGGAAGCUUGCCAUCUGAGGUCUUGUUCAAGUCUGUUGCUUUGGCUUCCUUGGGAUGCUUUCUAGCUCCUUUGAUAUGUUGAGAUGUAUUGAAAAUGUUAGAUACUGUGAUGAAAUACCCGAUUAGUGUUGGAAGGAUGGGCAAUGAAUUAUAUGUUUGAUAAUUGAUAGCUAUAAUUCGUAC
This is a messenger RNA of Prosopis cineraria, 2229 nucleotides long. Its product is annotated as cellulose synthase-like protein E6. The transcript is spliced from 8 exons. Bases 5 to 2128 code for a protein of 707 amino acids. Gene Ontology annotation, biological process: cellulose biosynthetic process; plant-type primary cell wall biogenesis. Gene Ontology annotation, cellular component: trans-Golgi network; plasma membrane. Lineage: Eukaryota; Viridiplantae; Streptophyta; Magnoliopsida; Fabales; Fabaceae. The record is from RefSeq and is a predicted model, not a curated record. Gene Ontology annotation, molecular function: mannan synthase activity; cellulose synthase (UDP-forming) activity.